Nakaseomyces glabratus is the source of this 2856-nucleotide messenger RNA. It is a transcript of the gene RPG1, whose product is annotated as translation initiation factor eIF3 core subunit a. Gene Ontology annotation, biological process: translation reinitiation; formation of cytoplasmic translation initiation complex. The record is from RefSeq and is a predicted model, not a curated record. Gene Ontology annotation, cellular component: eukaryotic translation initiation factor 3 complex, eIF3e; multi-eIF complex; eukaryotic translation initiation factor 3 complex, eIF3m. Lineage: Eukaryota; Fungi; Ascomycota; Saccharomycetes; Saccharomycetales; Saccharomycetaceae. Gene Ontology annotation, molecular function: mRNA binding; translation initiation factor activity.
AUGGCUCCACCACCACUACGUCCUGAGAACGCUCUGAAGAGAGCCGACGAGUUGAUCUCGGUCAAUGAGAAGCCAGCUGCUCUACAGUCUUUGUAUGAGUUCAUUACUGCCAGAAGAAUUAGAUAUGCUACUCCUUCCCAAGUUGAGCCAAUUGUGUUCAAGUUUUUGGAACUAGGUGUUGAGUUGAAGAAAGGUAAGUUGAUCAAGGAUGCACUAUACCAAUACAAGAAGCUGGUCCACGGUUCUGCUGAAGGUUUGGUUUCCGUUGGUGCUGUUCUAAGAAAGUUCAUUGACUAUGUUGAGACUAAGUUGGCCUCUGAACAAGCCAAGGCUGAAGAAAAGCAAAAAGAAGAAGUUUCUGAUGAUCUUGAAGGUGGUGUUACCCCAGAAAACUUGUUGUCCUCAGUCUACGAAGCCGACCACUCCGUCGCUGGUUUCAACGAUGAAGCUUUGAACUCUUGGAUGAGAUUCAGUUGGGAAUCAUACCGUACUGCUCUGGAUCUACUAAGAAACAACUCUCAACUAGAAAUCACAUAUUCUGGUGUUGUUUCCAGAACCAUGCAAUUCUGUCUAAAGCACCAACGUAAGAAUGAAUUCAAGAGAUUGGCUGAGAUGCUGCGUCAACAUUUGGAUACUGCUAAUUAUCAUCAAAGCAAAUUUGGCAGCAACCAAGUUGAUUUGAGUGACGCUGACACUCUACAACGUUACUUGGAUCAAAGAUUCCAAUUGGUUGAUGCUUCUGUUAAGUUAGGUCUGUGGCAUGAGGCUUACAAGGCCGCCGAAGAUGUCUAUCACUUGAUGAAGAUGACCACACGUAAGCCAAAGAGCUCCACCUUGGCUAACUACUUUGAAAACUUGGUUCAAAUUUUCUUGGUUUCUGGUGAUCAAAUUUUGCAUACUUUGGCUUGGAAGAAGUACUUUGAAUUGUACUCCACUAACCCAAAUGCCACUGAAGAGGAGUUUAAGAAGAUUGCCUCUACCAUCUUCUUAUCUGCUUUGUCCAUCCAAUUGGAUGAUUUGCCAAAUGUUCGUUACAACUACCAAUCUCGUUCCUACCGUCUACUAGAUGUUGAGACUAAGCCAACCAGAAAGGAAGUCAUUCAAUCUAUUGUUGAAGAUGAUACUAUCUUCUCCAGAGUUGAUGCCGAGACAAAGACCUUAUAUGAAAUCAUGGAGGUUGAAUUCGAUGGUGAAAGCUUCAAGGGUAAGUUUGAAGCCAUUCUGCCAAAACUAGAAGGUGAAUCCUAUUUCGCUAACUACUCUGUAUCUUUGAGAGAUGUCAUCAUUAGAAGAAUGUUUGUCUUUGCCUCUCAAAAAUAUGAAGACAUCUCAUUGAAUGACCUAUACUCCUCUGUCACAUUUUCUUCUUCUUUUAAACUAAGUGAAUGGGAUAUUGAAAAGCAAUUGUUGCAAGCUGCUGUUGAUGACUACGUCUCUUUCCAAUUGGACCAUGAACAAAACAAGGUCACUUUCGUGAAGGAUCCAUUAGUUAACUUCGCUGCUAUUAAGGAAGAAGAAGUUGAAGAAGAGGAAGAAGAAGAAGAGGAAGAGGAAGAGGAAGAGAAGGAAGCUGAGGGUGCAGAAGGUGCAGAAGGUGAUACCGAAGAAGGUCAAGAAGCCGUUGCCGAACCAGAGCCUGUCAUCAAGCGUAACUACUACAUCCGUAAGAGACUUUCUGAGCUUUACGAGAAGUUGCUUGAGGACACCGAUUACAACACUGUUUCUUAUCUAGAUAAGGUUAGAAUUGCCCGUGAAGCUUUGAUCAAGCACACCAAGGACACUAUCGAAGAUAUGAAGAAGAACUCUGAGGAAAGAGCUAAGAUGCACCAAGAGAGAAGAAGACAACACAUGGAAUCUGCUGCUAUGAACGCUGAGAAGGAUGCUGAGCAAAGACAAAAGCGUAUCAUGGAAGAAAGAGCCUCCAUUGAAGCCAAGUUGGAGGAAGAAGCUCACCGUCGUCUGAUCGAAAAGAAAAAGCGUGAGUUUGAAGAAGUUAAGCAACGUGAAAUCCGUAAGUUGGUUGAUGAAUUGAAUGCCAAGGGUAACGGUACCAAGGUUGAAUACGAUGAAGUCAAGGAUAUGGAUAUCCCAGAUAUCACGAAGUACUUCGUUAACAGAUUGUCUAAGAACAAGGAUGAAUUGGAAGAACGUAUGAACUUUGCUGUCAAGAGAAUGGAUCACUUGGAGAGAGCAUACAGAAAGGUUGAAUUGCCUUUGUUAAAGAAGCAAGCCGAUGAAUUGCGAGCAACUGACGAGGUCAACUUCGGUAACAUGAAGAAGAAGAUUGUUGAUGCUGCUAAGGCUGAGUAUGAGGCUAAGAUGGAAGACUACAACAGAGUAUCAUCUGUGUUUGACGACUACAAGACCUUGAGAGACCGCAUGUUGGCUGCACACAACGAAAAGUUUGCUGCUAUUCGUGCUGAGAAUGCCGCUAAGUUAGAGGCUGCCAAGAAGGCUAGAAUUGAGGAAGUCCGUAAACAGCGUUACGAAGAGUUGCUUGCUAGAAGCGAAGCCGAGAAGAAGGCUGCUGAGGAAGCUGAAAGAAGAGCCAAGCUUGACGAAAUUGCUAGAAAGCAAAGAGAGAUGGAAGAGGCUUUGGAAAGGAAGUCUGCUGCCAGAACUUUCACCCAACCAAGAGCACCAGUUGUUCCAAACGCCAACUUGGACGAGAUCGCCAGAAAGCAAAGAGAAAUGGAAGAAGCCAUUGAAAGAAAGCUUGCUGGUAAGUCUGCUGCUCCAGCUCCAGCUCCAGCUCCAGCUGCUUCCACCCCAGCUGCUUCUACCCCAGCUGCUCCAGGUAAGAUGUCCUUCGCUGAGAGAAUGAGAUUGAAGAGACAACAACAACAACAAAAAUAA